Messenger RNA from Diaporthe batatas, 3384 nucleotides. RefSeq lists its product as uncharacterized. The transcript has 5 exons. Lineage: Eukaryota; Fungi; Ascomycota; Sordariomycetes; Diaporthales; Diaporthaceae. The coding region runs from base 1332 to 2984 and encodes 550 amino acids. The record is from RefSeq and is a predicted model, not a curated record.
CCUCGAGCUGCCGGACCUGGCCCUACCUUCGCGCAUCGCCGUAGACCCUUCCUUUCAUUGGGACUCGGCAUCUUUUUGUUCGUCUCCUCCCAUCUGCUUGUGCUUGGUACGGUACGUGAACGAACGUGUGCACACGCGAUACUGGUCGACCCUGUGCGUCCCAUUCAUACCCUAUCGUCCCAUUCACACCUCAUCCUCCCUUUCUUCUCUUCACCUUUGCGCCCAGCCUUGCUUCUCCCAAACCGUCUGGUCCACCCCAUCCCUCCGCCCGUCAUCCACUUGUGCAACAACACACGGGCUUAAUAUUCUUCCCGUGCGCCUGUUCUGCCUUCUGCCUUGCCCUGUCUCGCAUCUUAUGACGUCGGGUUCUCCGGGGACAACUGUGCCUCAUCAGACUCUGAGGUGGUCAUCACAGCUAAUCAAACUGUAUCUCCGUCCACAGACAGUAACGUCGCUGCGGGAAACCACCGGCUCUCAUCUAAUCUCAUCUCGGUCUCCUCUCGACUGACGUCGGCUCGCACUAUCCGACUGAUUUUAUUUUCCCCGUGCCCUUUGGGACCUCCUUGCUUCUACGGUCCUUGUUCCUUCAUCUUUCGAAUUGCCUUCGACCACCUCCCGCUCGCCAUCAACAACAGCCUCUGUGGCCUUGUUGACCACUCACCCUUCUCACGCGCAGAAGCAUCGGAGGUUUUCCUGAUUUGGUUCGACUAAACUGGAUUGGCUUUUUCACGCCACUACGAUUCCAACGAGAAAAGACGAGACGAAAUCUGGCCAUCCUCCUCGCUGUCGAGUCAAUUGUCCCCAAUUGGCUUUGUCUUUCCGGUCCCGUCCAACCGCAGCCUCCUCCCGCACCGUGAGAGGGAGCUUGAAGCAGAGUUUUGCCUCGCUGUCUGGACCCCCGAGGAUCCCAAGACCGACGUCACAGCUGCCGAAGUUCGACCUCGAGAAGCGUCCAGGAAACAGCCGAGCUCCCCCUGAAGCUGUGCAACUGUUGGCUGGUCGCGCACCAGGAGGAUUUGAGGCGACCCACCCAACCAACCCCGGCUUAGGGCAGCCCAGUCGCUGCUUGCUGCUGCUGCUCGCUGCACUCAGGCUCAAUAAGCCCGUCAGCACUACCUCGGGCCGUUUCGCGAGCUCUCGACCCCUCCUCGAGCUCCUGAUCAUCACCACAGGGACCCACCUGCUCGCGUCCCUAGCCCGCCCCGCCUUCCGAAGUCCCCCCGUUCCUCAGGUGGACCCUGUCCUUGUGCCUUGCGCAUCUCUGGGCCAUUCCAAAACAGCACCGGACCGUGCUAAUACGGUACUCGUGCCAUACCGCCGAUCCCGCCAACAUGGGUAUCUUCUCCAGAAAAGACAAGUCCGCCAGGGGCAUCACAUCCAAGCCAUCCCUCACAACCGUGCAAUCCCAAGUCAGCCUCGAUUCAGGGAGCUCCAGCAUCAAGUCCCCAGCGGGCACCUUCAGCUCGCGGGCCCUGAAUCGCAGCUCUGCCGGCACAAACAACACCUCGGCGCCAAACACGCCGCUGUCGCCCUUUUCCCCACAGGUCCCCAAGAUCGACCUCCCGAAGCCCCCAGACCCGGAGCUCGACCCUGCUGGCUACCUCAGGAACCUGGCCGCAGUGAGGGAGAGGUCCAGGGUCAUAACCACCAAGGCUGUCAAGAAUGAGCUCAAACAUUUCGAUGUGGACAUGCGAAAGUUCCCCGAGGUGGUGAGCUUCGUUUCUAGCAUCAUCAGGAGAGACUACGACGCGCCAUUCACAUCCAUCCCCGCGCACGGCAGGCACCAGCACUUCUGUGUGGGCGGCCGGGAUCGGAUCGCACACCUGCUCUCAACAUGGGAGAACGUGGACAGCACUGAGAAGUGCCGGCGCCUGAUCGAUUUGUUCCUGGUUAGUGUUCUGCUGGAUGCCGGUGCAGGCACACAGUGGAGCUACAAGAGCACCGAGAAUGGGCGCAUCUACAGGAGAUCCGAGGGCCUUGCAAUCGCAAGCCUGGAGAUGUUCAAGACGGGAAUGUUCUCGGGCGACAAGACAAGCAAAUACCAAGUCGACAAGGAUGGGCUGCGCAGCCUGACUCUCGAACAGGUGGCCAAGGGCCUGCAGUCGAAACCCGGCAACGAGAUGGCAGGCCUCGAGGGGCGCACUGAGCUCCUCAUCAGGCUCGCAGACGCACUCGACUCCAACAAGGAGUUCUUUGGCGAGAACGGCCGCCCUGGCAACAUGCUUGACUACCUCCUAACCCACCCCUCCACACAAGCCUCGUCGAUGCCCAUCGUGCCGCUACCGACGCUCUGGAACGUCCUCAUGUCAGGAUUAGCGCCCAUCUGGCCCCAAUCGCGCACGGCCAUCAAUGGUAUCUCGCUAGGCGACGCCUGGCCAUGCUCCUCCAUGCCCCAGCCCGCCACGGCCACGUCGCCGACCAGCGGCGGCCCGAGCUUCAGCCCGUUCCCCAACACGUCCUCCGGCGGCGGCCGCUCCGGGUCCGCAGCAGCCUGGGAGUCCAUCCUGCCGUUCCAUAAGCUGACGCAGUGGCUCACCUACUCGCUGAUGCAGCCCAUGCAGCAGCUCAUGAAGAUCCACUUUGCCGGCCAGGAGCUCCUCACCGGCCUGCCCGAGUACAGGAACGGCGGCCUGUUCGUCGACCUGGGCGUCCUGACGCUCAAGCCCGACGACAUGGAGAGGGGCCUGCAGAACUACAAGGACUACUGCGUCAGGACUGGUGACCCCGGCAUCGAGGUCGCCCCCAUGUUCGAGCCCAGCGAUGACCUCGUGGUGGAGUGGCGCGGUGUCACAGUCGGCCUCCUGGACCGGUUAUGCGUAGAAGUCAACCAGUCGCUCAAGUCCGAGCUUGCGGGCAACGAGUUGACAUUACCCCAGAUGCUGGAAGCUGGAAGCUGGAAGGGUGGCCGUGAAAUUGCCGAGAUCAACCGGCCGAACACGAAGGAGCCGCCAAUCCUCAUUGACAGCGACGGCACGGUGUUCUAGUGGUGCGCCACCGCCUGUUUGUUUCCAAUCUAGAGAGAAGAGAGAGAGAGAGAGAGAGAGAGGUCGAUGACCAAGCAUGGAUCGAGUCUUAUCGAAUAUACCCCAAUGGUUUUUUCCCCUUUUCCUCGAGACGGGAGUUGGGCAAGGGAAGGGUAAAAUGGAAACGACCUGUACGAAAAAAAAAGAUUCGCCUAAUGUCAGCGGGGUUCAUUUUGGGUUUUUGUUUCUGUGUGGGAUAUUGUGUUGGGUUUUUAUUCAGAGAAAUCACUUUUGUAGUACAGUACGUAGCGCAGAUGCGUGGCCAACGCUUCAGAUGCAUGCGUUGGCUUAAAGAGCGCGCGUUUUGCGCACAUGGGCGGCCCGACAGUGGGCUUGGACAAAUUCAAUUCAAUGGAACACG